AUGUUUUCCUCCCUCGACCAUCGCAAGUUGCGAAUGAAACUCCAAUCUGACCUUAUCGACCAUGGCAUCGGAACAACACGACAAGAAAAUGGUACGCCACCGGAACCGAGACAUCUUCGCCAGCGGAGCGCCGGUCUUCUGCGGACCACGAACGAGCCACUCGAAGUCAUCACAGUCGGCGUGCCUAGGACUGGGACGGCCUCCAUACUCGAAGCCAUGAAAAUCUUAGGCUAUGGUGAUAUCUGGAAUGCCCGGGAAAUGCUCAGAAAUCAUCAGACUGGGUUCUGCGGCAACAUGCUUCACAACAAGCUCACCGCAUCUGGAAAACAGCCUGAAGUCGAGCAAUUUGAGUCACUCUUCCGAGGCUUUCGACAUAUCUCUGGCGAGUUCGUGAGCUGCAUGGCCGCAGACCUGAUCCGGGCAUAUCCGGAGGCCAAGGUUAUCCUCACCGUUCGCGAAGAUGAGGAGCGCUGGCUACGGAGUGUUCUGGAGACCCUCUGGUAUAACUACUCAACAUGGUCGCAUUGGCUCCUGCGUAAGAUCGACCGGCAAUGGCGCGAAAUGGCCACUUUCCUGAGCCCGUUCUACGAGCGCUUUUGGGGUGGUGAUUCUGCUGUGCAUGGUUUGAGAGUCUACAGGGAGCAUAAGGCGAUGGUGCAGAGAGUGACUGAGCCGAAGGAUAGACUGCUGGUGUGUGAUGUUAAGCAGGGAUGGGGACCGCUCUGUGGGGUUUUGGAGAAGGAUGUGCCGGCUGAGGUCUUCCCGAAGACAAACAGUGUGGACGAAUACAGUGUUUUGUUCAGCACUGCACGCCGUAAUGCUUUACAGUCAUGGGUCGGUUGUACGAUACGGAAGGGUGGUCUGCCGGUAAUGCUGGUGGCGGUCCUGGUGAUGUACAGAUCUAAGGUGAUUUCGUCACUACACGCAGCCUUGACGAAGGUCGGACUGGUCUGA
Fulvia fulva is the source of this 954-nucleotide messenger RNA. RefSeq lists its product as uncharacterized. The transcript has a single exon. Lineage: Eukaryota; Fungi; Ascomycota; Dothideomycetes; Mycosphaerellales; Mycosphaerellaceae. The record is from RefSeq and is a predicted model, not a curated record. Bases 1 to 954 code for a protein of 317 amino acids.